AUGCUUGGCAUCAGCGGACAGGGGAAGGACUCAAUGCUUGGCAUCAGCGGACAGGGGAAGGAAUCAAUGCUUGGCAUCAGCGGACAGGGGAAGGACUCAAUGCUUGGCAUCAGCGGACAGGGGAAGGACUCAAUGCUUGGCAUCAGCGGACAGGGGAAGGACUCAAUGCUUGGCAUCAGCGGACAGGGGAAGGAAUCAAUACUUGGCAUCAGCGGACAGGGAAAGGACUCAAUACUUGGCAUCAGCGGACAGGGAAAGGACUCAAUACUUGGCAUCAGCGGACAGGAAAGGGACACAAUACUUGGCAUCAGCGGACAGGAAAAGGACUCAAUACUUGGCAUCAACGGUGUGCAGAAAGAUUAG
This is a messenger RNA of Candidula unifasciata, 363 nucleotides long. NCBI's taxonomy places the organism in Eukaryota, Metazoa, Mollusca, Gastropoda, Stylommatophora, Geomitridae. The record is from the annotation of a GenBank genome assembly.